AUGAGGAAUGUCCGAUAUGCGAACGUGUGUCAGCUAGUGCAACAGAGCACAGCUGACAGUCACUACAAAGAGACAAGCUGUCAGUGCCUCUCCUCCGACACCUCGCCGCCCCCGCGGCUCCCGAUUCUCAAGCAGUCGACCCUUCAGCCUCGACUUACUCCAGAAGGCUCUCCUCCGUCGGGGAACUUCUUCAUCUCGCCCUUCAGCGUCUGGAGCGCCCUCGUCCUCGCCUACUUCGGCUCCCGAGGCAACACGAAGGCGGAGCUGGAGCAGGUUCUGCGGCUCACCAACAGGGAGGACACGCUCGCCCUGUUCAGGGCCCUCGAACGGCGUAUGGCUCCCAAGAAGCAAACCAGAACUACACCAUCAACUCGGCUAACAGGAUAUACUUCGACCAGUCCAUUCCCGUCCGAGAAUGCGUGGGAAAAGUCCUCGACGACAAGUGAACUUAAACCUCGGGCGCAGUGUGAAAGCCUUCCGUACAAGAGGGCAGAUCUGUUCAGCAGACUUACUUUGAUCUUGAGUAACAGAGAAAAGCCUUCUGUGCCCGACGCCGCCGCUGCUGACAUCAACGCCGAAACGCGAGGAAAAAUACCAAAGCUUAUACAACUCUCCUUUGUUAAAGGCGCUAAAAUGGUCUUAACUAACGCCGUCUACUUCAAAGGCUUUUGGAAAUACCCGUUCAAGCCUCAAAGGACCCACAAGGACAAGUUUUUCGUAACCCCGGAAGAGUCUGUCCAAGUGGAUAUGAUGUCGCAAACGAGAAGGUUCUAA
Messenger RNA from Penaeus vannamei (Pacific white shrimp), 774 nucleotides. Lineage: Eukaryota; Metazoa; Arthropoda; Malacostraca; Decapoda; Penaeidae. The record is from RefSeq and is a predicted model, not a curated record.